Messenger RNA from Histoplasma capsulatum G186AR, 825 nucleotides. RefSeq lists its product as uncharacterized. Gene Ontology annotation, biological process: vesicle-mediated transport. The transcript has 5 exons. The record is from RefSeq and is a predicted model, not a curated record. Lineage: Eukaryota; Fungi; Ascomycota; Eurotiomycetes; Onygenales; Ajellomycetaceae. The coding region runs from base 385 to 825 and encodes 146 amino acids. Gene Ontology annotation, cellular component: Golgi membrane.
CACUUCUAUACUUUUCCAAUAGUAAUUUGUCCUUUUCCUUAAACCUAAGACUGAAACGACUUGGAAGAUAUUCUCCUUUGUUCCCGCAGUUUGUCCUCGCCUGCCCAAGAGAACAACAAACCAUUUGAAGCACUUUGGCAUCCGGACUUUGCGCUUGAGCCUUCUCUUCGACUUUUAUAUAUUGAUUCCUCUGCUGAUCGAUCUUUGUGUGAACGGCGUCCUCUCUAUUCCAACUAGCUCCAGCCAGUUCAGGGAGAUAUUUUCCAGGGCAUAUAUCAAGUCUUUGCUGGAUUCCAGAGCCUUGCCGACAAGGCUGAGUUGAGUAAAGGUCACAGCGACAAAUAAAUCCCGCGCCUCCCGGACAAGCGCUAUACAUUGGACAAAAUGACGAUUGCAGAGGAGUUCAAGUCGAGGAAUUUUAGCAUCUAUGGACAAUGGACUGGUGUCCUGUGCAUACUUCUCUGUUUCGCGCUGGGGAUUGCGAAUAUUUUCAGUAAGGUCAUAGCAUUCAGCAUAGUUUGCUUAGCCUCAUCCUUUGUCAUAAUCUUCGUUGAAGUUCCUCUUCUUCUACGAAUUUGCCCCACGUCCUCAACAUUCGAUUCCUUUAUCAGACGGUUCACGACGAACUACAUGCGAGCUUUGAUGUACGUCAUCCUCAGCGUCGUCCAGUGGCUGAGCUUAAUUGUCGGACCUUCCAGCCUCCUUGCUGCUGCUGUCGUUCUCUCGGUUUCAGCAAUAUUCUACGCACUAGCUGGCAUCACAAAGCAAGAAUUCAUGGGCAGCAAGACUCUUGGUGGUCAAGGCGUUGCACAGAUGAUUGUUUGA